AACAGUUCUGCCUUAUUAUUCGCCCAUCGUAAACCGAAAUUGAAAAAGAUAAUAACAAAUGACCCAUUAUCACUAUCAGCACAAAUGGCGCAUCCGACAAUCAAAGAUAAACAUCCGUAUCAAUGCGAUCCGAUGCCAAAUGUGCGAUAAGCCGAUUAAGGGAGUGGUAUUUUAGCAAAUAAUUGUGGAGAAAUUAGUUGUUUUUCACAGUGAGCAAUAAAUCGUCAAAUGGCAAAUGUAAAAUCAACAUAAGCCACACAAAAUGACGACGUGUUAAAUGCCAAUUAAGAGCAAAUAUCACCUGUGGCUAAUGAAAAUGUGCAAUUUAAUACAACACAAACAAAUGUGCAAGUAACAAAUAAUGACAAAAUACACAAAUAUAAACAGAUAAAGGUCAUUCCGUAAACUUAAACUGAAAUGAGUGGCAAAAGCGAUACGGAUAAAUAUCAAUAAUUGCAAAAUAAAACCCUUGAGUUGAACGCCCUUUUUUUUUAACCGGAAUAAAGAAGUAGCAGCUGAAGGAGAAACAGGCCAACAGCGAUUUCCCUCAGGGAUCCCGAACGAUCUCGGUUGCGCGAAACAUGCCCGGCACCUCGUAUCCCACGAAUAACGAUAAUUUCAGCAACGGAUUUCCGAUGGCCACCACACAAAGUGAGCGCCUCUUGCAGGCCCAGAAUCGAAGAAAGUUCAGUUUUCCAGCCACACUGCAUUCCGCAUCCCUUCUGGAGGUGGGUGGUGGUCCCAAGGAGACCACGAGGCGGAGGUUGAGCAAUGUCAGCGAUGCCGUCACCAGGAAACUCUCCUACACGAUUGGCUGGAAGGCGGCACAGAUUCCAGCGCAGGAUAUCAUUUCUCAGGGUCGUUGCCUGUGCGGUCAUUAUAUCAAGAGACGUCUCAGAAGAUCCGGUUUGUUCAACAAAAAGCUGGGACUGCAGCGCAUACGUAGCAUACUGGGCUCCACCUCCAUGGGCAUUGUGCGCGAUGUGUUUCCAGCGGUCCAAGUGCUGGGCGAUGAACUGGAGCGCAUGCAUCCCCGGAUAUACAACGGAGUAGCUCGUCAGAUUUGCCGGAAUCCGGGUGGUGAGUUCCAUACUCCGGAUGCUGUGAGCUUGCUUUUGGGAGCCGUGGGUCGCGAGCUCUUCCGUGUGGAGAUUACGUGGAGCAAGGUGAUCUCUCUGUUCGCCAUCGCCGGUGGGCUGUCCGUUGAUUGUGUGCGCCAAGGACAUCCGGAAUACUUGCCCAAGCUGAUGGAGAGCGUUUCCGAGGUGAUCGAAGAUGAGCUGGUGCCGUGGAUUAACGAGAAUGGUGGUUGGAGUGGCAUCAACACACACGUUUUACCCACCACCAACAGCCUGAAUCCUUUAGAGUGGACCACUUUGGUCAUAGGCGUGGUUUUUGGCCUAAUUUUAGUUUUUAUGAUUCUGCGAUUUAUAUUUAACUUGAUUGUACCAAAAAUAUACCAACGAUUUACGAAUUCCUAAAC
This is a messenger RNA of Drosophila simulans, 1483 nucleotides long. RefSeq names its product bcl-2-related ovarian killer protein homolog B (gene Buffy). The record is from RefSeq and is a predicted model, not a curated record. Gene Ontology annotation, biological process: extrinsic apoptotic signaling pathway in absence of ligand; intrinsic apoptotic signaling pathway in response to DNA damage; regulation of apoptotic process. Gene Ontology annotation, molecular function: protein heterodimerization activity; protein homodimerization activity. Bases 582 to 1481 code for a protein of 299 amino acids. The transcript is spliced from 5 exons. Gene Ontology annotation, cellular component: mitochondrial outer membrane. Lineage: Eukaryota; Metazoa; Arthropoda; Insecta; Diptera; Drosophilidae.